Messenger RNA from Phalacrocorax carbo (great cormorant), 998 nucleotides. NCBI's taxonomy places the organism in Eukaryota, Metazoa, Chordata, Aves, Suliformes, Phalacrocoracidae. The record is from RefSeq and is a predicted model, not a curated record.
GCGGGGCGAGCCUUAUCGGGGGGGUGGGGGCGGGGGGGCAGCAGCACCCAGAGCGGCACCCACCCGCCAUGGCGGGCCCCGGGGUGCUGCUGGCGCUGGGGGUGCUCCUGGCGCGCGCCCGGGGGGGGUCGGGGGGCGCCCCCCCUCCCCCCGGCGACUUCGAGGUGGAAGCGGGGGUGCUGCUGGCGGAGGAGCCGCUGGACCCCAAGUGCUUCUCGCGGCGGCUGCACGACCUGACGUGCUUCUGGGAGAGCGACGCCCCCCCGGAGCCCGGCGCCUUCCGCCUCCAGUACCGCUUCGAUGCUGCUGGGCCCCCCCGAGAACGUGUCAGUGGGGCCGGGGGGGGCGCGGGGGCAGCUCUGCGUGCGCUGGCAGCCCCCCCCCAACCGCUACCUGGAGUCCAGCCUGGCCUACGAGCUGGCCCUGCAGGCGCCGGGGCUGCCCCCCCGCACGACAUGGACCCGGUGACGCUGGGGCUGUCCUGCCUGCUGGCCCUGCUGCUCCUGGGCCUGGGGCUGCUCGGCCUCCUGGGCCACCGCAGGCUGCUGCAGGAGAAGCUGUGGCCGCCGGUGCCGGGCCCCGAGCGGGAGUUCGAGGGGCUCUUCAGCGCCUACGGUGGAAUUUCCAGGUGGGGGGGCCGGGGGGAACCGGGGGGGCUGGGGGCACGGGGGCUGUGGCUGUGCCAGGGGGUGGGGGCUCCCUGGGCCCCCCCCGGCGGAGCCCCCGAGGCCGAGGAGCUGCCCAGUGCCGUGGAGGAGGUGGGGCCCCCCCUGGGCAAGGGUCCCCCCACGGAGGGGUCCCACCCCACCGCCACCCCGCCCCCCGGCCCCUCGCCCGCCUCCAGCUUCGACCCCCCGCCCCGCGGGCCCUAUGCCAACCUGGCCCCCCACAAAGGGCCCCCCCCCGACGGGACCAGCAGCGAUGGGGACCCCCUCGCGCUGGGCCCCCCCACCCCGGCCCCCCCCACCCCGGCCCCCCCCUACGUGCUCUGCUCCUAA